Molecule: messenger RNA, 540 nt
Organism: Truncatella angustata
Lineage: Eukaryota; Fungi; Ascomycota; Sordariomycetes; Amphisphaeriales; Sporocadaceae
Product: CTD kinase subunit gamma CTK3-domain-containing protein
Exons: 3
Biological process (GO): positive regulation of DNA-templated transcription, elongation; positive regulation of transcription by RNA polymerase I
Cellular component (GO): CTDK-1 complex
Source: RefSeq, a predicted model, not a curated record
AUGGCCGACCCGUUUGAAGUCCGCAUGCGCUUCAGCGGCCAGCUGCAACACCUCAACGCGAGUGUUGUUUCCGCACAGAAGGCAGCACAGUAUGCGAUAAAGCACAGAGACCAGAGCGAGGAUUUACACAGCUGUAUUCUGGAGCAGCUUGAAAGGAACUCUAUGAAUACCCGAGCCAACAUCAUGUAUUUCAUCGAACCAUUUCUCGAGCUAGCCGAGAAGGAGCGAAACGGCAACGACUAUAUCCGCCGAAUGCAGCGCGACAUUAUUCGCGUCGUCGAUGCAGUGUGCCCCGAGGACGGCUCUGGCGCCGCCAACGUGAAGGUCGUCCGCAAGGUCCUGCGAGGCCUCACGUCCAAGGGCUUUCUCCUGGAGCAGACGGUCGACGAGAUCGAGGAGUGUCUGAAGGAUCGUGCCGCUGCCAGUCACGGCGACAUGGGUUUCUCGAGUCCCAAGCCCGCAAAACUGGAGAAGCGCCAGAUUGAGCAGCGCAUCGAGGAAGAUCGAGAGAGGCACAAGAAGAUGCGCGAGAACAUGUGG